UCAUGGCGUGCUACGUGUGGGUAAUCAGACGCCACAACACUACCCGAAGCACCACCGCUGUUUCCAGCGAGAUGCGUCGCAGGACUCGCAAAGUGAAUCUGUUCUGUUUUUUCUCCUCGCUCGGGUUCGUGUUGGCCUGGACUCCCUACACCAUCUGUGGCAUGCUUCACCUCGUCACCUCCGUCGACCCAGGACGAUUCUGGUGGCUUUUGAGUAACAUGGCGGCCAAGACGUCUGCUCUGUACAACGUGGCUCAGUUCUGGACUGCUACAUACCAGUUGACACUUCCCACUAUCAACCCAUACAGAACUCCAAAGACCUCUGGAAUCUUCACAGUUGCGUUGCCGGUAGAUUUGGACCCGUUAGAGAUGGAGUCAAUGGGUACUCAAGCCAGAUUUCCUGUAGAGGGACAACAAGUCCCUGUCAUCCCUGCAAUCAUCACGGGUCCGAGCUAUAUACUACCGCAGCCCAGAAGAGAUUUCACGCCACAAGUUGGUCAGUCCAACAGUACCCCCACCAACAGCCCUCGCAAACGUAAAACGAGUGGUUGGGAAAGAAGGAUACAGAAACAAGGCGGGACCAGUGCCACCCGGAAGAGGUCAUUGACCCCCAAACAACAUGAUAUUCCUCCAAACCAAUUCAUUUCGGGAUCCAACCUAGCUUAUUAUGAAAAUGAAUGAAGCGCUAAG
Molecule: messenger RNA, 689 nt
Organism: Symsagittifera roscoffensis
Lineage: Eukaryota; Metazoa; Xenacoelomorpha; Acoela; Convolutidae
Exons: 5
Coding region: 3-680 (225 amino acids)
Source: RefSeq, a predicted model, not a curated record